This is a messenger RNA of Angiostrongylus costaricensis, 690 nucleotides long. NCBI's taxonomy places the organism in Eukaryota, Metazoa, Nematoda, Chromadorea, Rhabditida, Metastrongylidae. The record is from the annotation of a GenBank genome assembly.
AUGACUAUUGCCUACCUUUGUCGGCUAUGUCGUGAAGCGAUAAAAUUCUCAUCACCAGAGAAAACAUGGGGAGUGGCGAUUAGUUGUAACAUGCCAUUUUAUGGCAGAAAGGCCGCCAGCGAUCUCAACGAAAUUUUCGAUUGCUUUCCACCCAUAAAAACAGACAACGGAAAUGCUGCCAAUUCCAGUUCUGGUGGAGACAAACGGCUGGGUGCUAUUAGUGCACUUAUGGCUGGUGCUUUUGUUCACGCACGUACUGCAAUCAACCCUCAUUCCCCUUUGGAUUCUGCGAAUGAGCGGCAAACUUAUUUGCAAGGGCGAAUGGACUGCGUUCUUCAACGGUUGGCGUCGCGACAGUAUUGGUCAACUCCACGCUCACUACUUCAUAUGGUAGCGCGUCUCAGCGAUGUCUUCCGAUCCACACGAACAGUACGAGGGCUGGACCCACCUCGAACGACGCACGCCGUUUCAGCGCUGUCUCAAGCGCAAAGCAAAACAUUGUCGCUUGCGACAAACCGAUCAACUGAUCUCGGACGACGACGGUUCAAUCUCGCCUUACGUCGUCCAGAUCCUCAACAUUUCUCCAUGCCAACGGUUACGAAGAGUGAAAAAAAGCCAGUCGCCUGCCCUUCGGCGCAGGAAUCAUUGGAAUUUAAAGGUUUUUGUCAGGAAGGAACAAAUCUCAUUUAA